UAUCAAGAAUUUUCAGACGAUUCUUUUGUUCGUGCGGUGGACUUCUCACAACACAAGGAGGCUGAGGUCCAGGUAAACAGCUUCAUCCAGAAAACAUCAGACAGCAAGGUUAAGAACCUGUUUAAGGGUGUCACUUUCGAGACUAACCUGCUGUUUACUAGUUCAGUGCAUUUCAAAGGUAACUGGAAAACUGUGUUCCAGCCUGAAGCAACCACUGAGCAGGAGUUCAGGAUUGAUGAGAAAUCCAGUGCCAAAGUACCCUUUAUGAUGCAUACUGGUGACUACAUGUACUUCAGUGAUGCUGGCAGGAAGUGCUCCAUAGUCAAACUUGGCCUCAGUAAGAGGACCUAUAUGCUGCUAGUGCUGCCUUAUGAAGGAGUAAGCCUGCAGGACUUUGAGAAGCAACACUUAACACAAGUCAUUUCUACAUGGCAUAAACAUCUUAAAGACAAAUACCUGGAACUAUCUUUGCAAAAUUUUCACUGACUGCUGUGAUCAGUGCUAUCUGAAAUGGCAGUAGAGAAAUACCUUAUGGGCUCUGAGGCCAACUUCAAGAGACUCAGCAACAAGGAGAACUUCACUGUUGAUAAGGUAUUCAACAAGGUUGUGUUUGAGAUGACAGAGGGGGAAUCUAAGGUUCAGAACAGAACUAAGGAUGGAAGAGUUCCUCAUAAAGUCACGGUCAACCGGCCAUUCUUCUUUGCAAUUGUGGAAGGAAACUCUAAUGCCAUUCUCAUGCUCGGAAAAAUCAUAAAUUCAACAACCUAAAACACAUUAUUGAUCGUGUCUUAAGAGCAGUGUUUUUAAUGCUUUUAUAUGAGUAUUAACUGUAUAUUAAAAUAAUGGAUAGAAUCAAAUCAUGGUCAACUAGUUACAUAUUUGGUUAGACAAGUUUGAUCAAACUAGACAUUUUUGGGAUGUUCUAGAUUUUUAUUUAUUAUUAUUGUAUUUUGGUACCUGUAAAUCCCAAAUGUUUCUCUGUGACACAAGAGCUAUGCAUAACAUAGUUGCUGAUUUUAUUAAAUGCACAAGUCCUGUAGUGUAUUUAUAAUACGAAUAUCAUGAAAUAUUAUAUUAAAACUCCAUUUAUGGACUAUUUAAAUGUUUAUUUAAAACAACAAGAUGCAUUGAGGCACGGAACUGGCUCAUUUUUUAACCAGAAAUGCAAAACAUGUUCAAAAUAAUUACAAAUGUAAUGAUCUACAAUUGUUAAUAAAAGCAAUUGCAUAAAAAAUAUUUAAUGACAGAUAUUAAAAAACCUAAAGACACUUACAGUAGUGGAUCACCUAUGAACAUGGGCAUUGAACUUUUAUUAAAGAAAUGCUGCAGGUUCAAUACAACAGCAUUUGUUGAUUACCAAAAUAUUAAUAUUAACUUGUCCCUCCAUUUCUUAAAAAAAAUAAAAAUAAAAAUCUGGGUUACAGGACACUUACUAUCGAAGUCAAUGGGACCAAUCUGUAAACAUAAAAAUAUUUACUGUUUCAAGACCCCAAUACUGAAAAAGUUGGCACAGUAUGGAAAAUCCUAAUAAAAUCAAAAAGGAGUGUUUUGUAAAUUCUAUUCAACCUGUGCUAUAUUGAAAGCAUUACAAUAACACAUUAUUUGUUGUUUUACCUUGUGAAUGUACAGUAUUUUAUUAGAUUUUUUGAAAACUCACUCAAUUCAAUUGCAACAUGCUCCAAAAAAUCAGAACAGUCGAGUGUUUACCACUGUGUAACAUCACCACUUCUUCUAAUAACACGUGUUUGGGCACUAAAGACACAAGUUUGUUAAGUUUAGCAAAGGUUGUUCCCUCCAUUCACCCAUUAUGCAGGUCUUAGCAGAGAGUGCGGAUGCUAGAUUGGCCUGCCUGCAGUCUGGGCCUGUCUCCAACUGAGUGGGACAGAAGUGCACAAUACGGCAAUGAAAGCCCCGUACAAUCACUCAACUGAAGACCUGCAUAAUGGAUGAAUGGGUGAACAUUCUGCUUGCUAAACUUAACAAAUUUGUGCCAUCAGUGCCCAAACACAGUGGUAAACACUCAAAUGACCCAAUAUUUUGGAGCGUGUAGCAAUCAUCUGAUUUCAAAUGUAGUGUAUGUAUAUGUAUAAACACUACCGGUCAAAAGUUUUGAAACACCGAAAUGUUUCUCAUGAUCUUAAAAACCUUUUGAUCUGAAGGCGUAUGCUUAAAUGUUUGAAAUUAGUUUUGUAGACAAAAAUAUAAUUGUGCCACCAUAUUAAUUUAUUUCAUUAUAAAACUAAAAUUUAAUAAAAAUAAAACAUUUUUGAAAUGGAUGACUUGGACCAAAUAAUAAAGAAAAGCAGCCAAUAAGUGCCCAACAUACAGAUGCAUCUCAAUAAAUUAGAAUGUCAUGGAAAAGUUCAUUUAUUUCAGUAA
Myxocyprinus asiaticus (Chinese sucker) is the source of this 2379-nucleotide messenger RNA. RefSeq names its product serine proteinase inhibitor 2.4-like. The annotation marks the transcript as partial. Gene Ontology annotation, molecular function: serine-type endopeptidase inhibitor activity. NCBI's taxonomy places the organism in Eukaryota, Metazoa, Chordata, Actinopteri, Cypriniformes, Catostomidae. The record is from RefSeq and is a predicted model, not a curated record. The transcript is spliced from 4 exons.